AUGAAAGCCCUCGUAUAUUCCCAAGUCGGCCGAGUCGAAGUCCAAGAUCGACCCAAACCGACCAUUAAGGCGUCUACCGACGCAAUUGUCAAGCUAACGUAUACCACCAUUUGCGGAACCGACCUGCAUAUUCAGAAAGGAGAUGUGGCUAGCGUGCCCCUCGGUCGCGUGCUUGGACACGAGGGUGUCGGCAUUAUCGAGGAUGUCGGAAGCACCGUCUCCCAAUUUAAGAAGGGCGAUGUCGUGAUUAUCUCGUGUAUUUCCUCGUGCGGCACGUGCGAGUAUUGCCGCCGGGGCAUGCCGUCGCACUGCACUACUGGCGGUUGGGUUUUGGGGAACGAGAUUGACGGGACGCACGCCGAGUAUGUGCGCAUUCCACACGCAGAUUCGAGUUUAUACCAUGUCCCGCGCGACACCAAGGACCCCUCGUCGCUUGUCACCAUCAGCGACACGUAUCCCACGGCCUUCGAGUGCGGCACCCUCAAUGGAAAGAUUAAACCUGGAUCAACUGUGGCCGUUGUCGGUUCUGGGCCAAUUGGCCUUGGAGUGGUCGUCACGGCCAAGUUCUACUCUCCUGCGAAAAUCAUCGCCAUCGACAUGGACGCCAACAGGUUGAAUAUCGCCUCGAGCAUGGGAGCUGACGCUGUCAUUAACGGCACUACCACAGACGUAACCACUGCCGUCAUGGAGCUAACUGGAGGCAAGGGCUGCGACACUGUUGUUGAGGCUGUCGGCGUUCCUGCAACGUUCGAGCUUUGCCAGAAAAUUUUGGCGCCUGGUGGUGUCCUCGCGAACAUUGGCGUCCAUGGGGCGAACGCGACUCUGUUCUUGGAUGAAUUGUGGUCAAAGAACAUCACCAUCACCACUCAGCUAGUCGAUGCAGUGACGACCUCGACUUUGAUAAAAAUGGUCGAAGCUAACAAACUUCACCCGGGCCGGAUGAUUACUCACAAGUUUAAGUUUGGUGAGAUUGAAAAUGCGUAUAAAACGUUCGGUGCGGCAGCGCAGCAUAAUGCUCUGAAGAUUUUGAUUGAAAUGUAA
Messenger RNA from Scedosporium apiospermum, 1041 nucleotides. RefSeq lists its product as uncharacterized. Gene Ontology annotation, molecular function: oxidoreductase activity; zinc ion binding. NCBI's taxonomy places the organism in Eukaryota, Fungi, Ascomycota, Sordariomycetes, Microascales, Microascaceae. The coding region runs from base 1 to 1041 and encodes 346 amino acids. The record is from RefSeq and is a predicted model, not a curated record. The transcript is spliced from 3 exons.